Molecule: messenger RNA, 656 nt
Organism: Nicrophorus vespilloides
Lineage: Eukaryota; Metazoa; Arthropoda; Insecta; Coleoptera; Silphidae
Product: ankyrin repeat domain-containing protein 39
Exons: 2
Coding region: 20-526 (168 amino acids)
Molecular function (GO): protein binding
Source: RefSeq, a predicted model, not a curated record
GCAAACAAAAAUAAUAACAAUGUCGAACUGUCAUGACUGUCAGUGUCAUCAUGCCGUUAGCGGCGUUCAACAAACUCUGGAUGAGCUGGAGUUCGAACGUGGUAUUUGGGCUGCGGCCCACUGCGGGGACUUGGACAGGGUUGAACAGUUGGUUAAGUUUAAAGGUGAAUGUGUAGACAGACCUGAUAAAGCCGGGUACACGGCCUUGCAUUAUGCGGCGCGAGCGGGUCACUUGGAAGUCUGCAAGUUCCUCCUAAAGCACGGGGCUUUCGUUGAUGCCACAACCAGGGCCGGCCUUGCGACUGCACUUCACAGAGCUGCCAGCACAGGUAAAUUGGAUGUGGUCCGAUUGUUGAUAGCGCACAAGGCAAAUGCGCGUCUCCAGGACGCUGACGGAAAAACGGCCCUGCAUCGAGCCGCCGAAAAGCAAAACGGCAACAUCUACCAAGAAAUCUUAUCGUAUGCGCCCAAUCUAAGCGACGUUCGAGAUAACAAAUCCAAACUCGCUUCAGAUUACUUACACUGAACUAAUCCAAUUUAGAAAGUAUCCGCUUCUUAAACUCUUAUUACUAACAAGUGAUCACCUCCUCCCCGCCCAAAAAAAGGAAAUUUAAAUCCUAAUUUUUUGAAGAAAGAAAAACACUAAUCUUAAUGUU